Molecule: messenger RNA, 1500 nt
Organism: Aspergillus thermomutatus
Lineage: Eukaryota; Fungi; Ascomycota; Eurotiomycetes; Eurotiales; Aspergillaceae
Gene: och4
Product: putative alpha-1,6-mannosyltransferase subunit (Hoc1)
Exons: 2
Coding region: 1-1500 (499 amino acids)
Biological process (GO): protein N-linked glycosylation
Cellular component (GO): mannan polymerase complex
Molecular function (GO): alpha-1,6-mannosyltransferase activity
Source: RefSeq, a predicted model, not a curated record
AUGGGAGUCAAACCAAUCUUCUACGUCCCACCAUCAAGGGCGGAGAGAGACAAGGGCUACCAAGCAGGAGGGCCGCUGUCUAAUGGCCCAUCAGCUCGGUUUCAGCUUUUAUUCGUCUCCAUGGUUGGCCAGUUGAUCAAUCCCAAAGAUACCUUGAUCCAAGUCUGUACGCCUAAUUCGACGCCGCGUGAGUUGCAUAACCAUCCAAAGUCCGACGAAAGCCAGAUGGCCCAAUGGAAGCGGACGCUAGACCACGAUCCCUUCUUAUCCAGAGCCGGCGAUCGACCUACAAAGGAGAAUUUCGACAAGACUGUGGUCACGAGAGAAAGUCGGAUCAACAGGCAGGGAUAUUCACUGCAGGAAAUCAUAUCCGAGAGGCCAACUACCGAUCAAGCUGGCCCGGGAACACCGGAUCAUGAUGCGCUCGAGUGCCUGGAACAACCAGAUAGACAUUUCGGCACCAAGAUCUCUGCUUUUGUAGACCUUUCGGUCGCUGGAAUCGAGCGCUCUGGUCGAAUAUUGAUAUCUGCUCACGACUGUCUGUAUCGUGACGAAAAUUGGGUUCUGUUGAUAGCAUUACCGAUGCGGCCUCUCGUUGCCAUCCAGGCAAUCGUCUUUUUCAGCAUCCUGUGGCUACUAUAUCGCUACUAUGAUCACCACUCUCACUUGCCUGCAGUCACCGAAGCGUACUCGGUGACGGAGAUCGCCAUUCCCCAGACCGUCCACCAGCUUCUUCUGUCGAUGCCCGACCAUCCCAUCUCGCACUUUGAACCCAGUGACCACGUGAUUUCGUGGCAGCAAUCGGGCUGGAAAGUCGAGUACUGGAGCGAGGAGGCCUGCCGCGAGCUCGCACGCGAUGUUGACGCGUCAGGAACCCUUGCAGACGCAUUUGAGAAACUUCCCUAUGCCGUGCUCCAGUCGGACUUUUGUCGCUACCUGGUCCUGUUCGGGCGAGGAGGGGUGUACAGCGACCUCGAUGUCCACCUAUUCCAGCCGCUGCCGUGGACUGUUAUGGGAUCUUCCGGAGAGCAGCAUCAUAGUCCUCCAAAUGUGAUUAUUGGCCUGGAAGGAGACGCAACCACACAAGGACUUCCUCGCUCGCCGCAGUUCGUCCAGUGGACUAUGGCAUCGACUCCUCUGCACCCAAUGUUCCGGGAUCUACUUAGUCGGAUUGCGGAGAGGACUCCAAGCUUUGUUGAACAGGUGCAUGCUUUGGAGGGUGAUGCUGAGGUCAACGUUAUGGACUGGACGGGUCCAAGUGUAUGGACGGAUACGAUCCUGGACUACUUGAGCUGCUCGGAGGAGCAAGUACAACAUCUACGGGACUUGAAGGACCCUGUAAGAAUUCGAGACGUUAUGAUCCUGCCCAAAAGAUCCUUUGCGGUCACGCAGGGCGAGGAUCACACUUUACCCGAUGUGCUGGUGAAGCACUAUUUCAGUGGGACGUGGAAGACUUGCAAGAGCCACUGGCCUGGGUGGAUGCUACCAUGGAUUUGUUAA